This is a messenger RNA of Mercenaria mercenaria, 4689 nucleotides long. Its product is annotated as solute carrier family 23 member 2-like. Gene Ontology annotation, cellular component: membrane. Gene Ontology annotation, molecular function: transmembrane transporter activity. Lineage: Eukaryota; Metazoa; Mollusca; Bivalvia; Venerida; Veneridae. Bases 164 to 1951 code for a protein of 595 amino acids. The record is from RefSeq and is a predicted model, not a curated record. Gene Ontology annotation, biological process: transmembrane transport. The transcript has 3 exons.
GUUAUCUAUAGAGAGGAAUGUAUCGUCGCAUAAUUUUGGCAUUGUAAAUUUAGUUAUUUCAUGAUAUUUUAACUACUUUUUCACCGGACGUUAAAUUACCGGCGCAUUUGUACUGGAAUAUAUCCUUGUGUAAUCGGUGAGCGCUGCUGGAUAAGUUUCGAACAUGAGUUCAAACCAAGUUGAGGAAAAGUUGAUGAUAAAUAUACCUGCCCAGACAGAUGAAGAUAAAGAUGAUGUUUUCGUUGAAAAUAACGAAGACGACAGAAAGAAAACAGUUAUGUAUUCAGUAGAUGAAACUCUACCUUGGCAUCUCUGCUUGUUACUUGGAUUCCAGCAUUAUCUGACAGCUAUUGGUGGAAUCAUAUCAAUACCGCUGGUACUGGCAGAGUACUUCUGCAUGGAUAAAGACACCCUUGGUGUCAGUGAAGUAAUUGGUACUAUUAUUUUUGUGUCUGGUGUAGCAACAAUUCUACAGACAACCUUCGGUAUAAGACUACCGAUCGUGCAAGGAAGUACGCCAACUUUCCUCAUACCGACCAUUGCAAUAAUGUCACAGUCAAAGUGGGAAUGUCCGUACAAGGUAGCGAGAGAAAUAUAUGGGAAUAGUGUAAACUUCACUGACCUAGGUCUUCCGGAACCUGGAAGUGCAGGACAUCAGGAGAUCUGGAUGACACGUAUUCGAGAAAUCCAGGGAGCAAUAAUGAUAUCAUCCCUAUUCCAGGUUGUGAUUGGUUUAAGUGGGAUGAUGACGUUUGCGUUAAGGUUCAUUGGUCCUCUUUCCAUCGUUCCUAUAAUUACACUUACAGGGUUUUCUUUGUUUCCGGUUGGGUCCCAACUGGCCUCAGGACACUGGUGGAUUGCACUUAUGACUACGUGUCUGGUUCUCGCAUUUAGUCAAUAUCUAAAUAAUAUAAAAAUACCAGUUUGUACAAUUGACAAAACACGGGGCUGCCGAAGGAGCAGGCUUGCUUUCUUCAAUCUAUUUCCGGUGUUCCUGGCGGUAAUAAUAUCAUGUGUUAUUUGUACAAUAUUGACAGUAACUAAUGUUUUGCCAAAUGAUCCUGAUAAAUGGGGGUAUGCAGCAAGAACUGACUCAAAUCUUUAUGUCAUAAGAGAAGCUAAAUGGUUCAGACUCCCAUAUCCAGGUCAGUGGGGCAUUCCUACUUUAAGUGUAGCAAGUGUUUUCGGUAUGGUUGCAGGAGUGUUAGCCGCAAUGUUUGAAUCGGUCGGUGAUUACUACGCAUGUGCAAAGUUAGCAGGAGCGCCACCACCACCAGCACAUGCGCUUAACAGGGGAAUUUUUAUUGAAGGAAUAGCUUGUGUAUUGGCAGGAGCAUGGGGUUCAGGCAAUGGUACAACGUCAUUUAGUGAAAAUAUCGGUGUAAUUGGAAUAACAAAAGUCGGAAGCAGAAGAGUCGUGCAGGUUGGUGGUUGUAUAAUGCUUAUUCUUGGUUGCUUUGGUAAAUUUUCAGCACUGUUUACUCUAAUACCACCACCAGUCUUUGGAGGGCUUUUUAUGGUGACAUUUGGAAUGGUAGCUGCGGUUGGUCUCUCUAACCUUCAGUAUAUUGAUCUGAACUCCCCGAGAAAUCUAUGCAUUCUUGGAGUAUCGCUUUUCUUCGGGGCCAGCCUACCGUUCUGGUUACAGGGAAAUGACGCAGUCAAUACCGGAAGUGACGUAUUAGAUCAAAUAUUGUCAGUUUUACUAGGCACAAGCAUGUUUGUUGGCGGCGUUGUAGGAUUUGUUUUAGACAACACUAUUCCAGGUUCUGAAAGAGAAAGGGGUAUUAGAGCAUGGCGGGAGGAAAGUUUGAAACCUCACGAAAGGAAUUCAAUGGCUGAUGCAAGUGUAUAUAAUCCUCCAUUUCUCAAAACGUGUUUAUACAAAUAUAAAGCAUUUAGGUAUAUCCCAAUUUGUCCAGCAUUUUUAAACACAGUUUAUAAAUGUUGAAACUGCCUGUUGAUUAUUCGAUUUACAAAAACUCGAGGCAAUGGCUGCGUUUACAUUUUAUUUCUACAUUUUGUUAAACUUGAAAAUAUAAUCACAUGUUAAUAUUUUGUUGUAUGUAAAUAUUUUGUUUUGUGUACUGUUUUGCACUGUUUAAGUUUCAACUAAAUUGGACUGAUACUGGUAAAGUUUUGGCUAAAACAGAUUGCAUAAUUGUAUAUACUCUGAAUCGGGUGCCAUAAACACUUAAAUGCAUAUUUUAUACUUUGUCAUGAUAUUUUCGUCAAUCAUAUGGUGUAAACAUAUAAUUAAAGUUUUGUUACAUUUAUGCAAAAGUUAGAAGAUCUUAAUCCGCCCGCCUAGCUCAAUAGGGACAGCGCCGAUCUACGGAUCGCGGGGUCGUUAGUUCGAUGCUCGGGCGGGCCGUAUGUUCUCCGUGAGGAUUUGAUAAAAGACAUUGUGUCUGAAAUCAUUCGUCCUCCACCUCUAAAAACGGCAUUAAACCCAAACCAAACGACCAAACUGUCAUUCUGCAGUGAUUUUAAGAGAGUAAUCUUUAAAUUUGUAUCUUUGUUUAUAUCUUGGUAGUAAAAUCUUGUGUAUCUAGACUUGGCGAAUGAAAAUGAUUAACUGAAAAUAUCUAAAAACAUUUUAUAGGUCAAUUUUACUGUUAUGUCAAAGAUAAUAUUGUUGAGUUCUGUUAGAACUUUGGGAGCGUAAUGACAAUUUAUUUGCCCGUGAAUAAAUUUGAAUUUAUGUGAAUUAUUUCGGACAGGAAUGUGCAGAUUGUAAGUGUAGACAUAUUAGAAAGUAUAGUUUUAAAUUUGUGUUUAUGAGCAAAAGAUUAUAACAGCUUUAUAAAAGAAAAGAUAAGGGUAGAUUUCUCGGAAGCAUAGAGCACCCAAAACACAGCCAUGGAGCCAUGCAUCGCAUAGGCCCAUAACAAAAAGAAGCUGUAACGGAAAAAUAUUGUAGACGGGUUGCUUCAAAAAUUCAACAAUAAGUACAUUUUUAUUAUAUGCAAAGUACAGAAAAGAAAGGGGUGGGGGUAAAACUGGACUUAUUCUUGUGUCUUUUUCAUUUAACAUGUGUUUAUUUCUGUUAUAUUGAAAGUGGUGUGGUAAUAAUUAAAUUUGUUAUUGCAACACUUACUAUUAUGUAAACACUUUGUAUAGCACGGAAAGUGGUUUCCUUGAUUUGGUUAAGUCAACUUGAAUAUUUAAUCUAAGAACUGAAGCGCAAAAUGACGAUCGGUUCAAACUCUGGCCUCCAACUGCACAUUUAAGCCAGGCAGACCCGAGGUUUACGCCAAGAUCUCGAACGAAAAAAGACUUUUGUGAUGAACUUGAAUAUUUUCCUGUUUAGUACGCUAUAAACUGUACAUGUCCCAGGCAACUUAAGAAUAAUCGAUCGGGUCAGUAAUUUAGGGUUUGAUAACUAGGAAGUGUUUGGCCGCAAUAUUACAACGAUUGUUUUAUAUUUAAGUAGAUAUGUACACAUUUGUACUGGUAAAUACGUCCAUAGCUGUACAUGAAGAAGAAAUUAAAGUGUAUCGUUGUCUCGCGUUGGCGCUCGCGCCAAGACGACAAAACGAAACGUGCUUACAUAGCCACCCGAACGCCAAUGCGACAUAACAAAAUGCCCUAAAUCAGCCAACAUACAAAACUGAAAUCCGUACUACCUUGGUUAUAAGUUCAACGUUUUAUUUCAAAUUUAUAAUGUUCAAAAAUGAGCCCUCAAACUAAAGUAAAGAUCUUGCCUUUAAUUCUGUUUUUUAUGAAAUAUGUUCAAAAUCAAUUUCACUACCAUUCAGUUAGCACUGCUUUGUCAGACAAUUGUCUAGCAGAGUUUGCUAUUUAGCAGCUCGCGUACACACAAUUCACUGUUAAGUACACUUAUUUAAUUCAGUCGGCCAUUCCCAUUAAGAGAAAAGUUCUGAACUUGAUGAACCAGGGCCUGUAUUUGUUUAAGUGAAAAACAUAGAUUUACAAGUGAUGUUGAGGUUUAUUUGUCCGGUCUUAGGCUUAGUUUGCACAAAACCUUUGCACGAUUCAUAUUCGAAAUUCCAUUUGUACAAUGAGCUAUAAAUCACGACGCACUUUAUAAAAUCUGUAAAUUGUUUUAUAAAUAAACCACACGCUCCCAUUUUUCUUGUGAGGAAAAAACAAUGAUACACAUGCAUAACAUAAAUAUACUUUAUAAGCUAAUUAAACGUAUGAAAGAUCUAAAAUGACAAGGAAACAGUAGUCCAAUCAAAAUAUAUCUUUCAAACAAUAGUUUAAAAUUGAUAAACGUAUUUUGAUUGAAGAGUUUAGGUACAGAAGUAUAUUGAACAGACUGUGUUGCAAGUUUUCACACUUGAAAAAUUGAUGUUUUUUUUCUAUGCAAACAAUGUAGACAAAUUUAAACUUAUUUCUAAAGUCGAGAACAGCAACAAAAUAUGCCUUUAAGUGAAAAUACUUUAACUCAAAACAUGUUGCUCAAGUGAAGUUAACCACUUAAAUUUUCAACGUGUUCAUUUUUGUAUGUUCUUGUAUUAUGUUGAUGUGCAAUUGAACGUAAUGGUGGUGCUGGUUUUGAUUAGCAGCAGGACUGCAAUUCAAGUUGAACAACUUUUGAACGGUUGUUUGUGUAGAUCUAUAUCAAAUUAAAUUGUUUGACAGUGUUUUGUAGAAGAAUUAAUUACAAGUAUUCUAAAAGUAAUCAAGUCUAUAAGAUCAGUUGGAAGCAUAGAACUCACA